Messenger RNA from Menidia menidia (Atlantic silverside), 3339 nucleotides. The record is from the annotation of a GenBank genome assembly. Lineage: Eukaryota; Metazoa; Chordata; Actinopteri; Atheriniformes; Atherinopsidae.
CUGUUUUCCGGUGGGUGGAAGGGAGGAGGUUUGAACUUUGAGCGUCGUGUGCUCGCGGCAGCCAGCGGCAGUAACAGCUGGCUAACAGCUGGCAGCAGUUUCAACGCCUCCUCGGAACCUAAGUCCGGCAUUAUGUCUUUCAUUCUGGUGAAGAAAAACAGAUUUAAAUUUAAAGUUGAUUUUCAUUUGGAGGAAUUGUCCUCGGUUCCCUUCAUGAACGGAGUUCUGUUUUGUAAAGUGAGACUUUUAAAUGGAGGCUUCGCGGAGGAGUCGUCUCGUGAGCCUGUCCAAGCCAACUGUGUUCGCUGGAAGAAGAGGUUCUCUAUUAUUUGCAAGAUGAGCGCCAACGCUGGAACUGGCGUGUUAGACCCCUGCAUGUGCAGAGUAUCUGUGCGCAAGGAACUGAAGGGUGGAAAAACAUUUGCAAAGCUGGGCUUUGCAGACCUGAACCUGUCCGAGUUCGCUGGGUCUGGCAGCACUGUUCGAAGGUGUCUCCUGGAAGGAUACAACACAAAGAAAACCCGACAAGACAACUCAAUUCUCAAGGUUGUCAUCACCACACAACUAAUGUCUGGAGACCCCUGCUUUAAAACUCCACCAUCUACAGCCAUGACUGUGGGAAUCCCACAGGCUAAUGCAGAGUGCCUCCUUGAAGACAGAAAAGGAGGGGACAUUCAUAUGUCGCUACCUGUCGCUGAGCACCCGAAAAAGUCAGUGUCAGUUCCAGAUGAGCUGAUAGCAUAUGGACACUCCAGAAAUUCCAGCUGUGCAAGUCAGCUGUCAAAAAUUUCAGGUUACAGUUCAAAUCACUCCAGUUUCACAGAUCUGACCCACCGGCGAAGCGGCUCAGGAGGUUCUGCCUCUACAGGCAUCAGCAGCAUUGAGCCCAGUGAUCAGCAGGGAGAAAGGGGAGAGAAGGAGAGCAGAUCCACUCCCACAGUGUUAGCAUCCUGUUAUAAUGCGAGUGAAAACCCCUCCACCCCAACCAAGGGUUUAAGACACCCAGUUAAACAGAACUCGAUGGAGAAUCAACUAAAAAGAGUUGAUGCCACCAGGGUGGACGCUGAUGACAUAAUAGAGAAAAUCCUCCAAGGCCAGGAUUUCAGCCAUAGCAUCUUGGAUUCCAGUGCAGAGGAAGAGGGGCUCAGCUUGUUUGUGGGUCCUGGUGGGAGUACAGCCUUGGGAAGCCAUCACUCCAGGGAUGUGACCGGAGCCUUUGAGCAGGUGGUGAUCAAGCAGGGCCACCAGAACGAGCGGUCCAUGUGCUGUGGACAAGAAACCUGCUCCUAUUUCACCCCAAGAGAUGUUCUUCCAUCUUAUGCAAUACUUCCCCCACAAGGCCUAAAGAAUCCAUUGGCCACGGGUCCCCCUAUUCAGCUGUAUGAAUUAAAGACCUACCAUGAAGUUGUGGACGAAAUAUAUUUCAAGGUGACUCACGUUGAGCCCUGGGAGAAAGGAAGCAGAAAAACCGCAGGGCAGACUGGAAUGUGCGGAGGGGUACGUGGAGUUGGGACUGGUGGAAUUGUAUCUACAGCUUUCUGUCUACUAUACAAACUGUUUACUCUCAAGCUUACCCGCAAACAGCUGAUGGGUCUGAUCACUCACACAGACUCGCCAUACAUUAGAGCACUUGGAUUCAUGUAUAUAAGAUACACUCAGCCCCCAACAGAUUUAUUAGAGUGGUAUGACGGUUUCCUGGAUGAUGAGGAGAUGACCAUUGUGCAGCAGGAGCUUGAUGUAAAAGCUGGAGGUGGCUGUGUGAUGACCGUUGGAGAAAUGCUCCGCUCCUUCCUGACCAAGCUGGAAUGGUUUUCCACUCUGUUUCCUCGCAUCCCGGUGCCUGUGCAAAAGCUCAUCGACCAGCAAAUGAAGGCGAGGCCGCGGAAGGUGGCGCAAAAAGAGCCACAGGAGGAGGAAGCCGAAUUCACAGAGUCAGGGAGACAGGGAGAAAGGCGGCGCUCCAGGACACCCAGACGGACCCCCAGCCCCAGGAGGUCGCCCAAACGGUCGAGGAGCAGGAGCCACCACCGGGAGAAAGAGCGGCACGGCCCCAGCUUCGACCGGGAGCUGGAGAGGGAGCGCGACCGGCAGAGGAAGGAGCGGGACGGCAGGGACCGGGACAGGGAAAGGGGAGGAGACCGAGGGGACAGGGAGAGGCGGCGGUCCCGCAGCGCCGAGCGAAACCAAGACCGCCGAGAGCGCAAGAAAAGCCGCAGCGGCAGCCGGGAGAGACGGAGCGAGCGCAGGGAGAAAGAGAGAGAUGCAGGAGAUGACAGGAGCAGGAGGAAGGAGCGGGACCACCACAAGGACCGAGUCCCCGAGAGAGAGAAGUCCAGAGACAAGAAGAGCAGGGUAGAGGCAGAUGAGCGAAGGCACAAAGAUGAAAGGGACAGACACAGGGAAGACAGGCGGGCCAAGAGGUCCAGCCGGAGCCGCAGCCGAGAUAGGAAACAUAGGAGCGGAGGAGAGGAGAAGAGCAGGAAAAGGGAGCGCAGCCACAGCAGAGAGAGGGACAGGGAGCGGGACGGCGAGCAGCGCUCUCACAAGCGCAGCCGCAGCAAAGAGAGGAGCCACCACCCGAAAGAAUCCAGCAACGAUCAAAGCAAACACAACGAACGCAGAAGGAGUCAGAGCGCCGAGUAAACGCGGGCUCACGGCUUACUACUCCUGUGCUCCCCCUCCGUGUCCCUGCCCAGCCUUGUUCUCCCCAUCACUGAGGAGGAGGAAUGUCAGCACAUUGGACAUCUGGACAUCGUCGUGUUUGGCCAAUGUAAUGUUGCUUUCAGUUUGUUUUUUCUGCUGUCCCAGCCCCCCGUUAGAACAUUGUUAGUCCUCACUAAUCUGUAAAGUGACAAAAAUGGCAUUUUAAUUUUCUAUGGUUCUUUUUUUUUUUCUUUUUUUUUUCGCCCCCCCAAAAAAAUAUUUGUACAUAAUGUCUGGAGACUGUCUACACACUAUUAAUGGGCAGAGUGCAGCUCAAAGGCUCAGCUCCACACUGUCGACAUAUACUUUAUGUAAUUUAAAAAUGAUAGCUGUAGUUAUUUUCUGCCUGCACAAAAGCAAUACAGUUAUUUUUAAGAUUUGACAGAUGAUGGAUUGCUUAUAUGAAUGGUUUAAGUUCCGAUUUCAGUGAAGGAGCAGCGCAGCUCGGUCGGCAGUUCUGUCCGUGACUGGUGUGUAGAUGGUCUGAGAAUGUUUUAAGCUCCGAAGGGCAGCCUGCAAAUGGUCAUUUUUACCACACACUUGAUUCCUGCUUGUGUUGUGUUUUGAGCCAUUGCUCUCUUGCAUUUUGUUUUCUAAUAAAACACUUUUAUAAAUUACGCUCUCUUGUAUGCUGGC